AUGGCCGACACGCUCAGUCUCUCACCUCCCCCCGAGCACUCAGAGGGGGGAGUUUUGACGCAGUGGGAGAACGAGCAGCUCCACAGUCUGGAGGAGAGAGGUCGUCUUCUGCUCUCUCUGCAGUUUUUGCCUCCGCUGAGUUUGGAUGAUAAAGAUGUGGAGGGAGGAGGAGGAGGAGGAGGAGGAGGUGAAGGCCGCCGCAGUGGUGGUCUCUGUGUGGGCGUGAAGCGCUGCGCCCACCUGGCAGCCAUGGACGUCAACGGAUUCUCCGACCCCUACGUCAAAAUAUACCUGAAACCCGACAUACAGAAGAAAUCCAAGCACAAAACAACAGUGAUGAGAAAAACCCUCAACCCUGAAUUCAACGAG
This is a messenger RNA of Paralichthys olivaceus (Japanese flounder), 369 nucleotides long. Lineage: Eukaryota; Metazoa; Chordata; Actinopteri; Pleuronectiformes; Paralichthyidae. The record is from RefSeq and is a predicted model, not a curated record.